GGAGCGAAAAGCAGAGCCACAGAGGAGAGCCAAGAGGAGAACCACAAAUGAGAGCCACAAGGAGAGCCCAGAGGAGACCACAGAAAAGAGCCAAGAGGAGAGCCACAGAGGAGAAGCACAGAGGAGAACCACAGAGAAGAGACACAAAGGAGAGCCACAGAGGAGGAGCCACAGAAGAGAGCCACAGGGGGAGAGCCACAAAGGGGGAGCCAAAGAGAAAAGCCACAGAGAAGAGCAAAAAAGGAGAGCCACAGAGGGGGCCACAGAGGAGUCCCCAGGGGGCCACAGAGGAGGCCACGGAGGAGAACCACAGAGAAGAGCCAAAAGGAGACCCACAGGGAGAGCCAAGAGAAAAAACACAGAGGAGAGCCACAGAGAAGAGCCCAAAGGAGAGCCACAGAGGAGAGCCAAAAAGAGAGCACAGGGGAGACCCACAGAGGAGAGUCGCAGAGGAGAGCCAGGGGAGAGCCACAGAGGAGAGCCACAGAAAGAGCCACAGGGGAGAACCACAAAGGAGAUCCACAGAGGAGAGCCAAGAGGGAGCCACAGAGGAGAGCCACAGAGGAGAAACCAAGAGGGGGCCACAGAAGGGGCCCAACAAGGAGAGCCACGAGGAGAGCCACAGGGGAAAAGCCGCGAGGGAAGCCACGAGGAGGGGGCCACAGAGGAGAGCCGCAGGGAGAGCCGCAGAAGGACCCGCAGAGGGGCCACAGAGGGGCCACAGAGGAGGCCACAGAGGGAGCCACAAAGGAGGCCCAGAGGAGAGCCACAAAUGGAGCCACAAAGAGAGCUAAAUGAGACCAAAGGGAAAAACCACAGAGAAGAGAAAAAAAGGGGAGAGCCAGAGGAGAGCCAAAAAAAGAGACCACAGAAGGAGCCCAGAGGAGAGCCAAAAAGGAGACCCAAAGAGAAGACCCACAGAGAAGAGCCACAGAGGAGAACCACAAAAGGGAUCCACAGAGGAGAGCCACAGAGGGACCCACAGGGGGAGACCCACAAAGGAGAGCCCAGAGGAGAGCCGCGAAAAGAAGCCACAGAGGAGAGCCACAGAGGAAGCCGCAGAAGAGAGCACAGAGGAGAGCCAGAGGAGACCCGCAGAAGAGAGCCACAGAGGGGGCCCACAGAGGUAGACAGGGAAAGGCCGCAGAGGAGACCCGAGAGGGAGCCACAGAGGAGAGCCACAGAGGAAGCCAAGAGGAGAGCCGCAAAAGAGAGCCACGAGGAGAGCCACAAGGAUACCACAGAGGAGAGCCGAGAAGAGACCCACAAGGAGACCCACAGUUAUGGGGGAGAAAAAGUACACAUGCUUUGGUCUGAGAAUUUUUGCACACUUUCCAAAAACAUGUGCGCCUUUAAUGGCUUUUGGGCACCCCUCACAAAGUGCUUGACUUUUAGCCAUCAGGGUCCAUGA
Molecule: messenger RNA, 1411 nt
Organism: Penaeus monodon (black tiger shrimp)
Lineage: Eukaryota; Metazoa; Arthropoda; Malacostraca; Decapoda; Penaeidae
Product: serine/arginine repetitive matrix protein 3-like
Exons: 2
Molecular function (GO): DNA binding
Source: RefSeq, a predicted model, not a curated record